CAGCGGUGACCACAUUUGCCAGGCGAUCUUGGAAAUCCACUCCCCAGUUUUUUCUCGGAGCUGGGGGUUCGGGUUAGAGAAUGGAAAGUUUUUCCUUCCUAGCUGAGCCUAUGUCAGGCUACGGGAGGGGGAAACGCAGUUACACACACAGGAAAGGUUACAGGCGUCAUUUUUUAUAUGCAAAGAUUGGAUGCAUAAACGAACAGACAUCUGAUUUGCCAUGGCUGCUGUGGACAGCUUUUCCUUCCUGCUCAGAGAGAUUGAACGGUCCUGCAGUUAUUACAUAGAGACUCUGGCGAUUAUUGGAGCCCUCUACACAGCCAAGACCUGCCUCACUGUUGUGAGCGACAUUUACACCCUCAUUAGGUUGCAUUUCAUUCCUAGGCUGAUCAGCAGGGCUGAUUUAGUCAAACUGUAUGGAAGCUGGGCUAUUGUAACAGGUUGCACCUCAGGCAUUGGGAAGUCCUAUGCGAAAGAGCUGGCAAGCCGUGGGGUGAAUAUCAUCUUAAUUAGCUGGAACAAGGAGACGUUGGAAGCUUUUGCCAAAGAGAUAGAGGAUUCCUACAAAGUUGAAACUGCAGUUAUUGUGGCAGACUUCAGCAGAGGCCGUGAGAUCUGUCCUGCCAUCAAGAAGGCCCUGAUGGACAAGGAAGCUGGCAUUUUAGUGAAUAGUGUUGGUGUGUUCUAUGAUCACCCGGAUUAUUUUACCAAUUUGACAGAGGAUAAAAUUUGGGAUCUCAUCAACAUCAAUAUUGGGGCAGCUAAUAUGAUGGUGCACAUGGUGCUUCCAGGAAUGCUUAGGAGAAAGAAAGGUGCUAUUGUGAAUGUUUCUUCUCUGUCCUGUUGCCACCCUACCCCACUGAUGGCGGCAUAUUCGGCUUCCAAGGCUUACCUGGACCAUUUCAGCCGAGCACUUCAUUAUGAGUAUGCUCCCAAAGGCAUCUUUGUUCAGAGCUUAACUCCAUCCUUCAUCUCCACCAACCUGACAAAAUUUAGUUCCACGCUCACCAAAAAGAGUUUCUUUGUGCCUUCCGCUGACGAGUACGCUCAUCAUGCUGUGACCACCCUUGGAUUAUCCAAAAGGACGACAGGGUACUGGCCACAUUCAAUCCUGUUCCUUUUUGCUCAGUACCUGCCAGAAUGGCUCUGGGCUUGGGGAGCGUGCAGAAUGGGCUGCUUUUUGUGAAACGCUGCCACCUUGGCCAAAACCACAACAACCCGGAAUUAAGAGUAUCGGCUGGAGAACAGAUAACAUCUAGCAGCCUUGCUGGACAGUUGCUACAAACAUCCAGACCAUUUGGAUGUGUUUCUUCCUUGUCUGCUAAAAAUAAUAAUCAUAUACAGUAUGUAUCUUUUUUUUUUUUUUUAAGGGCAUUCAUCUUGUGUGUAUCCUCCUGUAAGGCGCAUCAGGACUAAUAGGUGAUGAACGGGCAAUCUGGUAUUAGGAAGUGGAUGUUCUUUUGUAUGUCUGUGAGGUCCUGAUUUCUACAAAGUACUGACUGAUUCUUGUCAGUAGUGUUUCUGAUUCAGACAUGAGUGGAAAAUCCUGUGGGGCCUGAAUGCUAAAAAAAAAAAAGUUGAAUAGGAUACUUUGGGACUGAAUCCUAUUAAGAGCUGACAGCAAAGAGAGGUAAUGCUGUUCAUAAAGACAGCAUUCUGUACAAGCCUCUGCCAUCCUAGUGCCCUCCACAUGUUUUGGGCUACAGUGGCUUUGCUCGCUGGGGCUGAUGGGAGUUGUAGUCUAGAAAACAAUGGGGGGGGCACCAGGUUGGCAGAUCCAUACCAAAAUUGGGUACUGCUUUUCAAGUGGCAUAUUCUUGGUUUCUUCUUCCUUGUUAAUAUUUGUAGUACAGUUAGUACUUUUUUUUAAACUAGGAAGUGAUGUGACUAUCUGAAGCUAUUUUCUGAAUUGGAAACAAAUGCUACUUUUAGGUGGAGUGAUUUUAAGUGACUUGCUCCAGCGGUCUGUUAGAAUGUCCCCCUGCCUGUGCGUUUUGUGGUGCUCUGAUUAUCGAGCUGUGAACGACCACCAAAAACAUUUACCUAUAGUCUUCUGUGGACCGGAAGACUGAUCUGUCCAUCGAGAAAUACCCAAUAACAUGUAACGUGUCUAAAGAACGAUGCUCUAUAAAUUCAAGGUGUGUAUGAGGCUUCUUGAAGAGUUUGAAUUAUAUUAAAUUCCCCAAAUGUG
Molecule: messenger RNA, 2191 nt
Organism: Rhineura floridana
Lineage: Eukaryota; Metazoa; Chordata; Lepidosauria; Squamata; Rhineuridae
Gene: HSDL1
Product: hydroxysteroid dehydrogenase like 1
Exons: 5
Coding region: 221-1186 (321 amino acids)
Molecular function (GO): oxidoreductase activity
Source: RefSeq, a predicted model, not a curated record